Molecule: messenger RNA, 2952 nt
Organism: Fusarium sp. VM40
Lineage: Eukaryota; Fungi; Ascomycota; Sordariomycetes; Hypocreales; Nectriaceae
Source: the annotation of a GenBank genome assembly
AUGGCCAUCUCAUGGAAGUCGUUUGACUUCUUCGACGUCGCCCAAAUCACGAUCGCCGACGACGAAGCCCGACAGCUCUUCGAGGGCAACGAGAUCUCGAGCGUUUGCGCAGGCUCCGAUAGCCUCUUCCUUGGUUCAUUCGAUGGAUAUGUCAGCAUCAUCAAUAAGUCAUGGAAGAUUGUCAAGCGCUUCCAGGCCUACGAGGCUGGGAGCAUCACCCAUAUGCGCCAGGUCGAAGGAACAAGUCUUUUGUUGACAGUUGCGGAGGACAUGAGCAGUGAACCUGUUCUCAAAGUAUGGGCGUUAGACAAGCUUGUCAAAAAGACCAACACACCGACAUGUCUGAGCACGGUCAUGAUCAAUAACAACCGACGACAAUUUCCCAUAUCUGCAUUUGCGGCCACGGAAGACCUGACACAAAUCGUUGUGGGAUUCACCAACGGUGCAGUCACCGUUAUUCGAGGCGAGCUAGUCCAUGAUCUUGGAACGAAGCAGCGUAUUGUUUUCGAGUCGGAAGAGCCAGUCACCGGCGUUGAACUCGCAUGGGAUGCGACACAAAAACUCACCACUUUGUUCGUUUCCACUACUUCGCGCAUCAUAAAGCUAGGCCUGUCAAAGAAGGGACACGGAUUACCGCCUAAAACCGUCGAGGAUGCAGGAUGUGCAGUGGGCUGCAUGACGCGUGAUCAGAAUACAGACGGUGUUAUUAUCGCUCGUGACGACGCCAUCUACACUUAUACCCAAGAUGGUCGAGGGCCGCCUAAGGCUUAUGAGUCGCCCAAGAGUAAGAUUGACGUCUAUCAUGAGUAUGUAGCGCUUGCGUGUCCACCAGCGAGCAGUACUGCGAAAGAUUCUGAGGCAAUGAGGCGACGCUUUGGUAGUACUACUACUAACUCUCUAUUCAAUGCGUCGUCUUUUGUGUUGUUGGACAUGGAUCUUCGAGUCAUUGGUCACACAGAGACGCUGAUGUCGCCUGUGGGACAUUUCGUUGACAUAUGGGAUGAUUUCUAUACCAUCCUUCAAGAUGGCAAGAUUUACCGUUAUCAUGAGAAGAACCUACAGCAACGCUUAGAAAUGCUUUACCAAAGGAACAUGUUCCCAUUGGCUAUCGAGCUGGCGCAGAAGUCAGGCAUGGACAACGAACAGCAGAGUCUCAUUUACCGCCGCUUCGGUGAUCAUUUAUAUCAGAAAGCCGAUUAUGACGGCGCUAUGGUCCAGUAUAUUCGAGCCAUUGAUUCAACUGAACCGUCACAAGUCAUUCGCAAGUACCUUGACACACAACGCAUACAUAACCUCAUCCAAUAUCUGGAACAGCUACACGAGUCCCGAAAAGCCACUGCUGAUCACACUACUCUUCUCCUCAACUGUUAUGCCAAACUCAAGGACAUCAACAAGCUUGAAAACUUUAUCAAGUCUCCUGGUGACCUUAAGUUUGAUCUUGACACAGCAAUUGCCAUGUGCCGUCAGGGUGGAUACUACGAGCAAGCUGCAUACCUAGCCAAGAAGCAUGGUGAGACCGAUCUUGUGGUGGAUAUCUUGAUAGAAGACUCCAAGAACUACGCCGAAGCACUUGAUUACAUUUGGCGUCAAGACCCCGGUAUCGCGUAUCCUUGUCUACAAAAGUACGCACGAGUGCUGAUUGAGAACUGUCCUCAAGACGCAACAAAAUUAUUCGUGGACUAUUAUACGGGCAAUUACAGACCUCGGCGCACUGUGACGGUGCAGAAUGAGAUUGACACACCUGCCAGUGGUGGUUUCGCCGCCGGAGCUGCAAGUGCUGUUCAGAACCUGUCUAAUCUUCUUCCCUUGCCUUAUAUGAAUACGUCUUCCGUCGCAUCUCCUGGCACAGUUGGGAAUACGCGCGCUGUUGUGAGCGAUGGGACCAUCAUAAUAGAUAGCGACGAUAUUCCUGCACCGAAGUACACCCCUCCUCCACCGAGAACCGCCUUCUCGUCGUUUAUCGAUCACGCCGAUGAGUUUAUUAUUUUCCUCGAAGCAUGCCUGGAAGAGAAGUAUCUCAAGUCGAGUGAUCGGACAGAUUUAUAUACGACCUUGUUCGAGAUGUACCUGUACAAGGCAGGCGAGAAGAAGGGGCAGGAUCACAAGGAGGAAUGGGAGGCAAAGGCAAAGAAACUUAUUGAGGGCGAGCACGUACCCAUGGAGAGCUCCAACGUGUUGCUUCUCUCACAUCUCGCUGAUUUCCAUGACGGAACAGUUCUUGUGAAGGAACAGGCUAAGCUUCUGUUUGACAUCUUCAGAUCCUAUACAUCAGCGAAGGACACUCGAGGUGCUAUGAAAGCCCUCCGGAAAUAUGGUCCUGAGGAGCCGCAAUUGUAUCCAGCUGCAUUGGCAUACCUGACUUCAGACCCAAAGGUGCUGGAGGAAGCCGGACCGGAUGAAUUGGCCAACGUCCUCAACAAGAUCGACAAAGACGGGCUCAUGGCUCCUCUACAGGUUAUUCAAACCCUUGUUGGUCAGUCUUCAGGAGGUGGCGUAGCUACCAUGGGUAUGAUCAAACCCUACCUUCACGAGACGAUUACAAGGGAGCGCAAGGAAAUUGCAUCCAAUCGAAAUCGAAUCAACACACUUCGCGGGGAUACAGAGAAGCGCCGCGAGGAGCUGGCUGAUCUGGGAUCCAAGCCCGCUGUAUUCCAAGCAACUUGGUGUUCCGAUUGCAGUCAACGACUGGACCUACCAGCUGUUCACUUUCUCUGCAAACAUAGCUUCCAUCAGCGUUGCGUGCGCAAUGGCGGCAAUGACGGCGACGCGGAGUGUCCCAAGUGCGCUUCGGAGAACGACAUGAUCCGUAAGAUGCGUGAAGGGCAGAGGGAGAGGGCGGGCAAGCACGAGCUGUUCAAGGGCGAUUUGGAGAAUAGCGAUGAUCGUUUCAGCACGUUGGCGGAGUGGUUCUCGAGGGGUGUCAUGGAUGGGCAGAGUGCUGAGCAGAUGUAA